AGGCCCGGGCGGCGGCGGCGGCGGUUGGUCAGGGGCGCGUCGGCCCCGCACAGAUUGAGCCGAGUUGUCGCCCCGCUGGGAGAAGUGACCCUCCUGCGCCUGAUCAGAACUCAGAGAAAUUAACUACUCCAAAGUCAUAUAGCCAGUAUUUUCUGGAGGUGGAAUUCAAAUCAGAUGUGUUCAAUACCUUCUACUACCCCAUUGCUGUCUUUAUGAAAAGAAAUUUCAUUUCAAUAUAGGUGACUAUGCAGCCUGCAAUUCAAGUAUGGUUUGGAGAAGAUCUGCCUCUAAGUCCUCGGAGUCCUCUGACUCCCAGACACGGACCAGGAUUGGCUAAUGUUUGUCAGUAUGAUGAGUGGAUAGCUGUGAGGCAUGAAGCCACUUUGUUGCCCAUGCAAGAAGAUCUGUCAAUCUGGUUAUCUGGUUUAUUAGGUAUUAAAGUUAAGGCAGAAAAAUUAUUGGAAGAACUUGAUAAUGGAGUACUAUUAUGUCAACUGAUCGAUGUUCUUCAAAACAUGGUGAAAACAUGCAAUUCUGAAGAAUCAGGGAAUUUUCCAAUGAGAAAAGUGCCCUGUAAGAAAGAUGCUGCAUCAGGUUCAUUCUUUGCUCGGGACAAUACCGCAAACUUCCUUCACUGGUGUAGGGACAUUGGGGUUGAUGAAACUUACCUCUUUGAAUCCGAAGGUUUAGUUUUGCACAAAGAUCCAAGACAGGUGUAUCUUUGUCUUCUUGAGAUUGGUCGAAUUGUGUCAAGAUAUGGGGUUGAGCCACCAGUGUUAGUAAAACUUGAGAAAGAAAUUGAGUUAGAAGAGACUUUGCUUAAUACUUCUGGGCCUGAAGAUUCCAUCAGCAUUCCAAAAUCGUGCUGUCAGCAUGAAGAGCUACACGAAGCUGUUAAACAUAUUGCUGAGGACCCUCCUUGUAGUUGUUCUCAUCGAUUUUCUAUUGAGUAUUUAUCUGAAGGACGGUACCGACUAGGGGAUAAAAUACUCUUUAUAAGAAUGCUUCAUGGAAAACAUGUCAUGGUUCGCGUUGGUGGAGGUUGGGAUACUCUUCAAGGAUUUUUGCUUAAGUAUGACCCCUGUCGAAUAUUACAGUUUGCCACACUAGAACAAAAAAUUUUAGCAUUUCAAAAAGGAGUUUCUAAUGAAAGUGUACCUGAUUCGCCUGCCAGAACACCUCAGCCUCCUGAAAUGAAUCCUUUGUCAGCAGUUAACAUGUUUCAGAAACAAAAUUCAAAACCCAGCAUGCCAGUUAGUAUUCCAAAAAGCAAAGAAAAACAGGGACGUCCACCAGGUGCAUUGGUGCCAGCAUCUUCACUGAAAGGAGGUAAUCUGGGCUCUAUGUCAGUCCGUUCUAAAUUGCCAAAUUCUCCCGCAGCAUCUUCUCAUCCCAAGCUCAAGUCUUCAAAAGGCAUAACAAAGAAACCGCAGGCUCCUUCAAACAAUGCAUCAUCUUCACUUGCUUCGUUAAAUCCAGUAGGUAAAAACACUUCUUCACCAGCUUUACCAAGAACUGCACCUUGUAUAUCUGAGUCACCGAGAAAAUGUAUUUCAUCCCCCAAUACCCCUAAGGCCAAGGUUAUUCCAGCCCAGAAUUCAGCAGAUCUGCCUGAGUCCACACUUUUGCCAAAUAAGUGUUCUGGAAAAACUCAACCUAAGUAUUUGAAACAUAAUCAUAUUUCUUCCAGAGAUAAUGCAGUAUCUCACUUAGCUGCACAUUCAAAUUCAUCCUCAAAGUGUCCCAAGCUACCUAAAGCAAAUAUACCUGUAAGACCUAAACCUUCUUUCCAGUCCUCUGCAAAAAUGACAAAACCCAGUUCCAAAACCAUAGCCACGGGUCUAGGAACACAGUCUCAACCAUCCGAUGGAGCCCCACAAGCAAGGCCAGUCCCAGCACAGAAACUUAAAUCGGCCUUGAAUUUAAAUCAGCCAGUUUCUGUGUCCUCAGUUUCUCCUGUAAAAGCUACACAGAAAUCAAAAGAUAAGAAUAUAGUUUCAGUUACCAAAAUGCAGCCUCAGAAUAAAAGUACAUUUCAGAAGACAGGACCUAGCUCCUCGAAGUCUCCUGGCCGUACCCCACUGUCCAUCGUGAGCCUUCCCCAGUCUUCUACCAAAACACAAACUGCACCGAAGUCAGCACAGACUGUCGCUAAGAGCCAGCAUUCAACUAAAGGGCAUCCCAAAAGUGGCAAAACCCCAGCUUCAACCAGGAAGCCACCCUCAUCUGUUAAGGAUGCAGAUAGUGGAGAUAAAAAACCUACUGCAAAGAAAAAGGAAGACGAUGACCAUUAUUUUGUCAUGACUGGAAGUAAGAAACCUAGAAAAUAAAUACAUAGUCAUUAUAAAAAAAGAGAAAAGGGAGAAUGAAUGUGUUAGCUUCACAUCUUAAAAGUUUCUCCUAUUUGUGUCUGUCUAAUGAUAGGUGCAGACACUAAGGAUAGUGAGGAUGGAGGCUGGGAUGAGGAAAGGGUUCAUCAGAAUUCACAUAUCUGAAUUCACCAGAAGGAGCCCUUCUGAAGCAAACAGUUGUAAAAUCACUGCAAGGUUUUUAUUAAUAAUAGACAUGUAUAUGAUUUUCAGUCUUUAGCAUCUUUGUUGACAUCUGCCUUUUGCAGGAAAUGUAAAAGUUAUUUAACACUACAAGAAUUUUAACAAUAGUUGCUCUAUUUUUGAAUAUGUAUUAAAUAUGGAGUUCAUAUACUGCUGAUAUCAAUGGUGGUGCUCUUACUAUUAGUUAAUUGCAUUUUGGUUAAAAAAAAAAAAAAAGCAAUGGUUUGGCACUUGUCCUACAAAAGGCACCUAAUUUAAUUUUCUGAUCAGGAUUGCCUGAUCCAACAAUACUAAGUCAUGGCUGCUGCUGACUAGCUUGGCAUUACUCUGUGUUAGGUAGAAUUCUUAUUAUUUAUUUUUUUUAAGCUUUCCAAAUCGGAAGGAACUGAUUGUUUCACGUGGCUGAUAUUUACAUUGGUAAUAUUUUGUCACCAAUAUUUUUGGUUAAAAAAAAUCCAACAAAUUAACUUACUGAAAUAUAAACAAAUUUUGUAAACAAUUUUUUAUAUUAUCUAUAAAAACUUAAGACACCUUAUGUUUCACAUGUUGUGCAAUGUGACAGGGGAAACUGAUUUAGUAGCUUUUAGCAUAUUAAAAAUAAUUUUUUAUAAUGUAAUUUCCUGUGAGUGCAGACCUGACAUUUUACAUUAAAAUAAUGUGAAACAUCUGAAUUAUGUUUUAACAACUUUAAAAUUAAGAUGAUAUUAAAAUAAUUUUAGAGUUAUGCUAUGUAAAAAUUCUAUCAUGAAAUUAUUUUUCUCUAGAUAUCACAAUACGGAUUUUAAUUAAUUUCUUCCAAUUAGGUUACUUUUCUUUAAUAAAGUUAUGCUGCCUUCAGUUUUCCAAUGGCAAGUAGACAAGAUAUGUUCAAGGUUUUCUGCACUGUAGGCACACACUCUCAAGAAGCAUAUCCCGAUCAUGUAAGGACUGCAUAAACUCCAUCAACCUAAGGUGAUACUUGUAAAUAAUUUAUUUUUAAGGGAUGGUGACUAUUUAAAAAUUAUUAAUGAACUUUGAGAAGUUUUAAGAGUGCUUUUAAUAGCUUCACAGUAUUGUCAAUUAUCAUAGGUUAUUCAGUAUUCAGGUUUGUGUUUCUCUGUUUUAAACUAAAAUGUGUUUUCUAAAGAAAAAAAUAAUAGUUUACACAAAUGUACAAUCAUAGAAUAAGCAUUUUAAGCUGGCGACUAGUGUUCUAUAGAUUACAAAGCAAGAAAACUUUCUAUGAUGAUAAGUGAUCUUUUGCCUGAAGAGUACAGAUAAAAUCAAAGAUGUGUGCAGGCUAGUUUUUGGAAGAAUUGAUGCUUCUCUUCUUUAAAGAGACAGUCACCAAUUACUUGGUUUAGCUCGACUAUUGACUUGGGCAUUGAGAGAGAUGAUAUAUACAUCUUUGGAAAGUGAAGUCAAUGUUCAAGAGGUGAUGAAGCUUUACUUUUUAGUGAUCAGAAAUAUUUAGUGCAUAUUUUCAGACAGGAAGAAUUUUAUCAUCAAGUAUUCCCUUAUAAAACCAAGUAACACUUAUUUAUCAGUAACUUUUAGAACUUAAAAGAAAGCAAAAAGUAAAUGGAAUUGUAUGUAGUCAACCUAUGAAUCCUAGUAGAUUUUACAAUAUGUAAUUUAUGUUGUUUACAGUAUAUAAACACUAAGUUUUGUGUCGAAUGUGAUCAGGAAUAAAAGUAUCCCACAGGCAUCUGACACAAAUUCCAGAAUUAGCCAAAGAAUUGUUUAUUUGAGGCCAGGCAAUCCCAGCAUUUUGGGAAGCCAAGUUGGGCAGAUCACGAAGUCAGGAGUUCGAAAUCAGCCUGACCAACAUGGUGAAACCUCUUCUCUACUAAAAAUACAAAAUUAGCCGGGCAUGGUGGCACAUGCCUAUAAUCUCAGCUACUCAGGAGGCUGAGGCAGGAGGAUCGCUUGAACCCGGGAGGUGGAGGUUGCAGUGAGCCAAGAUUGUGCCACUGCACUCCAGCCUGGGCAACAGAGUGAGAUCCUGUCUCAAAAAAAGAAAAGAAAGGAAAAAGGUGUAUUUGAAUAAUUGGAAGUCAGUUUAUACAUUACUAUUUUUCAGUAGUAGGGAAUUUCUCCGAUUACAUUCAUGUUGAAUGAAUUUUUAUUUGUAUAUAGCUUACCCUUCCAAAAUAAAAGUGGUUUUUUUUUUUACGUUGUUUUGUUUUGUUUUGUUUUGUUUUUUUCUUUUUUGAGACAGAGUUUCACUCUUGUUGCCCAGACUGGAGUGCGGUGGCACAAUCUCGGCUCACUGCAACCUCUGCCUCCUGGGUUCAAGUGAUUCUCCUGCCUCAGCCUCCUGAGUGGUUGGGAUUACAGGCAUCCACUACCAGGCCCGGCUAAUUUUUUUGUAUUUUCAGUAGAGAUGGGGGUUUCACCACAUCGGCCAGGCUGAUCUCAAACUCCUGACCUCAGGUGAUCCACCUGCCUCCGCCUCCCAAAGCGCUGGGAUUACAGGCAUGAGCCAUCACGCCCAGCGAAAAGUUUUGUUUGAAUAAACAGUAUCUGAAAGACAAUUCGUUUCUUCAGAUGUAUUUUGAAAUUCUCCUAAAGAGUUAGUGUUUCUACUCAUUUUCACAAUUUAAAAACAGCAUUUACAUUGUUGAAGUUGGGAGAACUUUCCAUCUCUUCUUAAUAACAGUGCAAGAUUUUAUAAAUUCUUUUUUGUGUUUAAUGAAACGAGUAUUAAGCUUAAAUUACUGAAGUACCUGGGAGAAGUAAUGAUGUGUACUUUCAAAAAAAUGGAAAAUGCUUUUAUUUUAUUUGCUAUAAUUUGUUAACACGACUGAUGUGUAAAAUUAAACUUCGGAGCACAAUGAAAUGCUGAUUAUUUUUACCUUGUUUGGGCUUAAAGUAGGUAUUUAAGGUUUAUGUCUUCAAAAUGCCUUGGUAAAUUAGAUGACCUCUAACUUUACUGUCCAUAUGGAGUUUGCCAUUCUUUAUGGAUAAGAGAAUUUAAGGAAAAGUCACUGUUUUUCUUCAGUCUUUUUAUAUCUAUCUGAUUUAAAAUCUGUUGCUUUAUUAAAAGGCUUCAACAACAGGUUGUUAGGAUGUAUUCUUACAUCCAGAUUCACAUAAUGACCCCAUUUUAAUCCAAAUUUGUGUAUAUUCUUUUCUUAUGCCAGCAGUAUUUGUACCCAAUUUUAACUUAUGUUUGUUUCUUGAGUAUUAAAAUUUAAACAUAUA
Messenger RNA from Nomascus leucogenys (northern white-cheeked gibbon), 5738 nucleotides. RefSeq names its product growth arrest specific 2 like 3 (gene GAS2L3). Gene Ontology annotation, biological process: actin crosslink formation. The record is from RefSeq and is a predicted model, not a curated record. Lineage: Eukaryota; Metazoa; Chordata; Mammalia; Primates; Hylobatidae. Gene Ontology annotation, cellular component: actin filament. Gene Ontology annotation, molecular function: cytoskeletal adaptor activity; microtubule binding; actin filament binding.